UUUAAUCUGUUCAAAAAUCUUAUUGUUUAAUGUGACAGUAAUGUUUUCUACUCAGUCAUGAAUCUAGUGCCUAUUUUAAGUGAUCCACAACUACACUGAAUUGUUUUAUUUCUUUGUUUGGAGUUUUUUUUAAACAAUAGUAUACCAGGAAAGCCACCUAUGGUCCAGUAAGACACUGAAACUUUACGUGGAAAGCAGAGUCAUUUUGUUUUCAAUUAAGAAUCUUAGAUUCUGGGAAAAUAGAGUGUUAAUAGAAGAAUAUUCACAUUUGGUUGUAAUGUAUGAAUCCGGUUGGGCCUGACCUUUAACAGGUGAAAUUUGAAACGUUUCUUUCCUGUAGUGGUUUAUAAAUUAAUAAAUCAUUUCUAGUUGAACAUUUUCAUUACAAAUCAGUGUUUGAGUACUGGGCCUUUUUUUGUUUUUAGGCUAAGCUUUGAAUCUAGCAUACUCCAAUACGUUGCGAGAUCAAAGCUGCAAAUGUUGCUGCUUCAGCUGUGACCACCCAAGUAGGGAAGAGACAAUUCGACUGUCAUUUAGUAAUCAUUCCCUUAAUGUGACAACUUGUAAUAUUUAAAAUGUAAGCUUAACAUUACAAUUACAGUAGUCUGUGUCAAGCUCUUUGAUUUUGUUAAGCCUUAGAGCAAAAUUGUAAAGCACGGAUAGUUUGUUUUCAAAUUAAGAACCAGAAGAAAUAAAACAAUGGUGUAAUCAGAGAAGGCUUUGCAAUCGUUGGUUGUUGUGCCUCUGUGUGGGGCUAUACUUUCUCACAUGAACUGUUCAAUGCUCACGUUCAGAAAUGGCUCAAAAAAAAAUACAAAUCUUCUCAAAAACUUGAAAUAUACUUUCUGAUCAUACUUUCAGUUCGAAGAUUCUUCGCAGUGUACCCAUAUAUCAAUUUCAUGACAACAUUUGAAAUUAGUGUAAAUACAUCAAAAAACUGUUCAUGUUCAUCCUAUAUGUCACAUUUUAAUAAAAUGUCAUUCGUUAAUGCAGAAACUGGGAACUAAAAUAAAACGCAUUAUGACUGAUUUCUAGAUAUACACCAACAAAAAAAAAUUUUCCUGAGUGGAGUAUCUAUUUUCAGACUGUGUCUACUUUCAGCUCAACAAAAAAGUUCAAUCCAAUAGUUCUCCACUUGACUUAAAUCAUAAAACGUGACUAUUACAUAUAUUAAAAAAGAAAGAAAAUGUCAAAGAUAUUAGCUGUUAGCGGCCAUCAACUGAGUGAUAAUGUCAACUACUGAUGUACACAUUAUCGAUUAGGCUUUCCCAUUUUGUUGCGACGCACAACCUAGGAGAACCUUCAAGGGUACGUGGCAUUCAGUAACAUUAAAUCAAAGUUCAGCUGAACAGCCACAUUUACAAACUGUAACAGAAUUCCACUCAGGAAUUUAAACAUCACAAAUUAUCUAUUCAAUUGUUAAUCACUUUAUAGAAAGCAAAAUACGUACGUUAGGAAUUGAGGGAGAGGCUGAAAUAAAUUUCAAAAACUACAUCGUAUAUGUUACUGAAAAAUGACAUUGGAGUCAAGUAACAUCAAUUUUUUCCUCAUAGCUGAGGUCAUCAUUGAACUGUAAUUAUGAUUUAACACCAUUUAAACAAAAAAGGUUCAUCUUAUCUGGGUAAGUUUCGCGCUUUCAGUUGUCUUUUGCAGCGAGAGCCGUGCGUCGAAAUUUAAAUUUCAGCUCGAAAUACGGUAUUUGUCUAGUGACUGCAUCUGCCAAGAGACCUGGCUGUGGAGGGGGUGGAAGAGGAUCGCCCGACAGCAAGUUCCAGGUGGCAACCGCACACAGAAAGGUACCGUCCGUCAAGGUAGGACGUCGCAGCGAGUGCAAAACUCGCGGCCGCUUUCGAAUAAAACAUCAGUUGUUGUCAUCGCCGCCGCCGCUUCCCACCCCUAACCGGGUAGGCUGCAUACGAGCUGCACGUGACGGAGGCGCGUCUGGAUCACUGCCUGCAUCUCACUGCCCUGCCCCCAUCCCCCCAAUCAAUCGGAGUGCCGCCGCUGGGAGAGCAGCAUUGAUCGCGCGCUGUUGAGGUACGGUCUGAGUAAGCUCGAGCGCUCUCCCCCACGUCACGCGGCGAGGGUCGAGAACCUUCCAGCAGGUGAGGAGCCGACUCCCGGGCUCCUUAUGUCCCGCAAAGACAGCGACGCUGAGUACAGUUUAAGGGACCUGAGCGGGGAGCGGUGGAUCAGGCCGGACGGGCGACCUCUAAUCAAACCGGCCGGUGGCGGUAACAGCAACAAUAACAACCACCACUCGCGGUUGAUGGCCAUGGCAACCGGCGCCGAGGGAAAUCUGGUCGCCCACAGGCACUUCCAAGGAGGUGGUGGCGGCAGCAGCAGGAACAACAAUCCCCGCUUCGUCUACGUCUUGGCUACGUUCGCGGCCUUAGGCGGCUUCCUGUUCGGCUACGAUACCGGCGUCGUGUCGGGCGCCCUGCUACUACUCAAGAAGGAGUUCGCCCUCAACGAGCUGUGGCAGGAGCUGGUGGUAUCGGCCACGGUGGGAGCAGCAGCCAUUUCGGCGCUGGCUGGAGGCCUCCUCAACGGCUGUUGGGGCCGAAGACCCUGUAUCCUGCUGGCCAGCCUCCUCUUCACGUUAGGGGCGGUGGUGAUGACGGCUGGGAGCGACCGUAACGCCUUGUUGGCCGGACGCGUCGUAGUGGGAUUAGGCAUCGGACUGGCUUCCAUGACCGUGACGGUAUACAUUGCAGAGGCUGCACCUUCCCAUCUCAGAGGACGAUUAGUUACUGUCAAUACCCUUUUCAUUACUGGAGGACAAUUUUUUGCAAGUGUCAUUGAUGGAGCAUUUAGCUACCUUGAAACAAAUGGCUGGAGAUACAUGCUUGGUCUUUCAGCUGUUCCUGCUGUUGUCCAGUUCGUGGGAUUCCUUUUCCUUCCAGAAAGUCCACGGUGGUUGGUACAAAAAGGAAAAACUCAGAAAGCUCGCAGAGUCUUAAGUCAGAUUCGUGGAACUCAAAAUAUUGAUGAAGAGUAUGAGUGCAUCAAAAAUAGCAUUGAGGAGGAGGAAAGAGAAACAGUAGGAGGUGGUACCGUGUUGUGGAAGAUGAUAACCUACCCCCCAACUCGUAGAGCACUGAUAGUUGGAUGUGGAUUGCAACUCAUUCAGCAACUUUCUGGCAUCAACACAGUCAUGUACUACAGUGCUACUAUAUUACAGAUGUCCGGAGUCCAAGAUGACACGUUAGCAAUCUGGUUGGCUGCUGUCACAGCAUUCACAAACUUCAUCUUUACAUUGGUUGGAGUUUGGUUGGUUGAGAAGGUAGGACGCAGAAAGCUCACGCUGGGCAGUCUCACAGGAACAGCAUUGAGCCUUGUGAUUCUAGCAAUUGGGUUUUUGUUAUCAGCCCGGGCUUCUCCAUCAAUAACUCUCUAUCCCAAAGACCCUUCGGGCCGUAAUGGCAGCUGUGCUCAAUACAAAUCUUGCAAUAAUUGUAUGUUGGACCCAAACUGUGGCUUUUGUUUCAAAAUGGAAAGUCCAAAUGUUACCGAGUCAUCCUGUGUCCCUGUAAGCAACAGAUCUGAGGGAAUGGCUGCCUGGGGCAGAUGCAGUAAUGCUUCAGAAUUUAAGAAAGAAGGCUUAUCUUGGGCAUACAACUUCUGCCCUACAGUAUAUUCUUGGACUGCGUUACUGGGUCUUAUCCUAUACCUUGUCUUUUUCGCUCCAGGAAUGGGUUCAAUGCCUUGGACAGUGAAUUCUGAAAUAUAUCCGAUGUGGGCACGAAGUACAGGAAACGCCUGUUCUUCUGGAGUCAACUGGAUUUUCAAUGUCCUUGUGUCAGUGUCAUUUUUGCAUUUGGCAGAACAUCUAACAUAUUACGGUAGGAAUGAAUGGUAUUUUAGAACAUUUUUCUAA
Rhincodon typus (whale shark) is the source of this 3880-nucleotide messenger RNA. Its product is annotated as proton myo-inositol cotransporter. Gene Ontology annotation, cellular component: membrane. Gene Ontology annotation, biological process: transmembrane transport. The transcript is spliced from 9 exons. NCBI's taxonomy places the organism in Eukaryota, Metazoa, Chordata, Chondrichthyes, Orectolobiformes, Rhincodontidae. Gene Ontology annotation, molecular function: myo-inositol:proton symporter activity. The record is from RefSeq and is a predicted model, not a curated record. Bases 2132 to 3880 code for a protein of 582 amino acids.